Bubalus bubalis (water buffalo) is the source of this 2758-nucleotide messenger RNA. It is a transcript of the gene ATAD1, whose product is annotated as ATPase family AAA domain containing 1. The record is from RefSeq and is a predicted model, not a curated record. The coding region runs from base 153 to 1238 and encodes 361 amino acids. Gene Ontology annotation, cellular component: mitochondrial outer membrane. The transcript is spliced from 10 exons. Gene Ontology annotation, molecular function: ATP binding; ATP hydrolysis activity. Lineage: Eukaryota; Metazoa; Chordata; Mammalia; Artiodactyla; Bovidae.
AAGCACUCGGCCACGGCGGCGCAUGCUCCGUCCGAGGGGGCGGGGCGCUACUCCGGCCGGAAGCGUUCUUUCCCAGGCGGCGUUUCCUUCCUGUGUAAGGCUGGUAAGGGCUCCUGCGGCCGCUGUUUCAACCCAGGCGGUUAACAAUCAAGAUGGUACAUGCUGAAACCUUUUCUCGUCCCUUGAGUCGGAAUGAAGUUGUUGGUUUAAUUUUCCGUUUGACAAUAUUUGGUGCAGUAACAUACUUUACAAUUAAAUGGAUGGUAGAUGCAAUUGAUCCAACCAGAAAGCAAAAAGUAGAAGCCCAGAAACAGGCAGAAAAAUUAAUGAAACAAAUUGGUGUGAAAAAUGUGAAGCUUUCAGAAUAUGAAAUGAGUAUUGCUGCUCAUCUAGUAGACCCUCUUAACAUGCAUGUUACUUGGAGUGAUAUAGCAGGUUUGGAUGACGUCAUUACAGAUCUGAAAGACACAGUCAUCUUACCUAUCAAAAAGAAGCAUUUGUUUGAAAAUUCCAGGCUUCUACAGCCUCCAAAAGGUGUGCUUCUCUAUGGGCCUCCAGGCUGUGGUAAAACGUUGAUUGCCAAGGCCACAGCCAAAGAAGCAGGCUGUCGAUUUAUUAACCUUCAGCCUUCAACACUGACGGAUAAGUGGUACGGGGAAUCUCAGAAACUGGCUGCUGCUGUUUUCUCCCUUGCCAUAAAGCUGCAGCCUUCCAUCAUCUUUAUAGAUGAAAUAGACUCCUUUCUACGAAACCGUUCCAGUUCUGACCAUGAAGCUACAGCCAUGAUGAAAGCUCAGUUUAUGAGUCUCUGGGAUGGAUUGGAUACUGAUCAUAGCUGCCAGGUCAUUGUGAUGGGAGCUACUAAUCGUCCUCAGGAUCUGGAUUCAGCUAUAAUGAGGAGAAUGCCCACGAGAUUCCAUAUCAACCAGCCUGCUCUGAAACAAAGAGAAGCAAUCCUGAAACUCAUCUUGAAAAAUGAAAAUGUGGAUAGGCAUGUGGACCUGCUAGAAGUUGCCCAGGAAACUGAUGGGUUUUCAGGCAGUGACCUAAAAGAAAUGUGUCGAGAUGCUGCCCUCCUCUGUGUCAGAGAAUAUGUUAAUUCUACAUCGGAAGAAAGCCAUGAUGAAGAUGAAAUUCGACCUGUACAACAACAGGACCUGCAUCGGGCAAUUGAAAAGAUGAAGAAGUCGAAGGAUGCAGCAUUUCAGAAUGUUUUAACACACGUUUGUUUAGAUUAAGAGUAAAGAAUUGUACAGCUCAACAUGAUCUAGUUUGGUGUGCCCUCUUAUCAUCAGUGGAAAUAACUGAAAAGGAGGAGUGUUCUUUCAACAGUGAGAGAGUUUUAUGUUCAUGACACUGGUUUUAUACUCUGAAUUCUAAGUUAUUGAGACAUAGUUGUUAUAUAAAUGGUAUUACUACUUGUGAAAAAUCAUGAGGAGGAACAAUUUAAUCAGCCUGACUGUGGGUGCUUGUGUUGACCUCUUUAGCCAUAUGUUGCAGCCUUAUAGUGUCUAAGCUGGUCUUAAGGUGACAAAUGAUUUAUUGAGUCAUUAGUGAGAAUUGGAGAUGUGCUUAAGUGCUGGUUUCUAGAUAUGUGAGAGUGUGUGUAUGUGUGUAUUAAAUGUAUAUAGUCACACAUUUUAUAUUGACAUUCUGUAGAUAGGUUUGAAUACAGAAACUUUUUUUUUUAAUCCCAACUACUGAAUCAAAAAGUACCAAAUAGCAUAUAGCAAAACUAAGAUUAAUGGUUGUGUCUAAAACGUACAAUGAUUCAGCCAUUUCUAGUUGUCACUUAUUUCAGGUGUUUUUUUUUUUUUUAAGUUGAGUGUUUAUCUGGAGUUGAAUAGUUGAAGUCAGUGACAUCAGAAACUUAGAUGUGGCUCAAUUAUGGUUGUUGGGAUAAUUAAAUAAACUUGCUUGUUCGGUGAUCAGCACUGAAUGGUUGUCAGGCAGUUGUGUGCUCGACACCUGUUUCACCUCUUGCUGCAAGCAUGCCGAGUAGAGACUUUUUUUUAUUGAUAUGUGUAAAGGUGGGCUGAAAGCCUCGCAAAAGAAUGACUUUGAAAAACCUCAGUGCCAUUCAGCCCCAUAUAUGUGACUUUUCCUUUCUUCGUUUAAUGUAACAGUUCUGUUGUAACCGUGGGUUUUCAAUAUUUUAAAAAUAUGUUCCUUAAUUAUGUCAAAUAUAAUUUGGUCAUCAAAAAUGAUAGUUUAAAACUAGCUGUUACUAAAUGUGCUAAAAAUACCCAUUUUGUAAUCCUGACUUUUUGUUUUCUUAGCAUAUUAUAAAUUAUGCCCUACUUAGUACGGAUACACACAUCAGAAUCCCCCUAUUGUAUCUGUAGUCUGAUGCUGUGUGCACAAAAGAUGACACGUUUUGUCCAAAAUGUCACUAACCAGAAUUCUGUUACAGGCACUUAAAACACAAGCACGAGGAAAAUGGCACGAAGCGAUCUUGAGGUGCCUUCUGACCUUUUGUUUUUAUUGUAUUUCUUUGAAAACUCUGUUGUUUAUUUAUGAGUUAUUAAUUAAUCUCUUUGAUAAUAAGUCUCUCACAAGAACCCAUUGGAUAGUUUGUUCAUCAUUUGUUCUUUGAAUGGUGGAUGGGGCAGAGGUUCAAGUUUUGAAAAAUUGUGAAGAUGAUUGAAAAAUUGAUGCAAAACACAAGAUACCAAAAAUAAAAUAUUUCAUCUCCAUUUUUAAUAACUAUUAUACUAUUAUUUUAUAAAUAUGCAAUAAAGAGGUCCCUCUUUAUUGA